Molecule: messenger RNA, 3475 nt
Organism: Ficedula albicollis (Collared flycatcher)
Lineage: Eukaryota; Metazoa; Chordata; Aves; Passeriformes; Muscicapidae
Gene: PKD2
Product: polycystin 2, transient receptor potential cation channel
Exons: 15
Coding region: 110-2401 (763 amino acids)
Biological process (GO): detection of mechanical stimulus; release of sequestered calcium ion into cytosol; potassium ion transmembrane transport
Cellular component (GO): membrane
Molecular function (GO): voltage-gated calcium channel activity; muscle alpha-actinin binding; signaling receptor binding
Source: RefSeq, a predicted model, not a curated record
UGAGGGGCCGGGCCGCCCGCCCGCGCCGCCCGACGGAGCCGCGCCCCGCGGGGCGGCCUGGGCCAAGCGCCUGGCGCGGAGACUGCGAGGUCUGUGGGGGACAAGACUCAUGGAAGAGAGCAACACCAGCAGAGAGCGGUACUUGCGAAGUGUUUUACGGGAGCUGGUCACGUACAUGGUUUUCCUCGUGGUCCUGUGUGUCUUGACUUAUGGGACAGUGAGUUCCAGUAUGUACUAUUAUACAAGGGUUAUGUCACAGCUCUUCCUGGAAACACCUGUGUCAAAAACAGAGAGAACUGAUUUCAAAACUUUGUCCACAAUGGAUGACUUCUGGAAGUUCACAGAAGGCCCUUUGCUGGAUGGUCUUUACUGGGAGAUGUGGUACAACAACAAAACCAUGGCAGAAAACAAAAGCUUCAUUUAUUAUGAGAACCUGCUCCUAGGGGUGCCUCGCAUUCGGCAGCUGAAAGUCAGGAAUGGUUCGUGCUCCAUACCUGAAGAUCUAAAGGAUGAAAUCAAAGACUGCUAUGAUGUCUAUUCUGUAGCAAAUGAAGACACUGCUCCUUUUGGACUCAGGAAUGGAACUGCCUGGACCUACACCAAUGAGAAGGAUUUGAAUGGGAGCAGCCACUGGGGCUUGAUUGCCACGUACAGUGGGGCUGGUUAUUACCAGGACCUCUCGAGGACCAGAGAAGUGACAGCCCUGCAGAUUGCCAGCCUGAAGAAGAACCUGUGGCUGGACAGAGGGACCAGAGCAGCCUUCAUUGAUUUCUCUGUGUACAAUGCAAACAUCAACCUAUUCUGUGUGGUCAGGUUGCUAGUGGAGUUUCCAGCCACUGGAGGCCUGGUUACAUCUUGGCAGUUUCAGCCUGUGAGGCUGAUUCAUUACAUCUCCACUUUUGAUUUUUUCCUGGCAGCCUGUGAAAUGUCCUUCUGUCUUUUUGUUCUGUAUUAUAUGGUGGAAGAGGUCUUAGAAAUUCGCAUUCAUCGACUGCGCUACUUCAGAAGUCUUUGGAAUUGCCUUGACAUCCUUAUCAUUGUGCUGUCUGUGGUAGCUAUAGGAAUUAGCAUCUAUAGGACAUCAACUGUUGAUAUGCUCUUGAAGAAGCUGCUGGAAGAUCAGAACUCAUUCCCCAAUUUCGAGCCCUUGGCAUAUUGGCAAAUGCAGUUCAACAACAUUGCUGCAGUCACAGUGUUUUUUGUCUGGAUUAAGCUUUUCAAAUUUGUUAACUUCAACAGAACGAUGAGCCAGUUAUCCACCACGAUGUCCCGCUGCGUCAAAGAUGUCAUCGGCUUUGCCAUUAUGUUUUUUAUUAUUUUCUUAGCAUAUGCCCAGUUGGCCUAUCUUGUCUUUGGCACUCAAAUUGAUGACUUCAGUACUUUCCAGGACAGCAUAUUUACUCAGUUCCGCAUCAUUUUGGGAGACUUCAACUUCACAGAGGUUGAAGAAGCUAAUCGAAUUUUGGGACCCAUUUAUUUCACUACAUUUGUGUUCUUUAUGUUCUUCAUUCUUUUGAACAUGUUUUUGGCCAUUAUCAAUGAUACCUACUCUGAAGUCAAAUCAGAUAUGGCACAACAGAAGGCAGAAAUGGAAUUGUCUGACCUUAUCAGGAAGGGCUACAACAAAGCCAUGAUCAAACUUAAACUGAAGAAAACUACUGUUGAUGACAUUUCAGAAAGUCUGAGACAAGGUGGAGGGAAGCUCAAUUUUGAUGAACUCCGGCAGGAUCUCAAAGGGAAGGGGCACACGGAUGCAGAAAUUGAAGCAAUAUUUACCAAAUAUGAUCAAGAUGGGGACCAGGAAUUGACAGAGCAUGAACAUCAGCAGAUGAGAGAUGACCUGGAGAAAGAGAGGGAGGAUCUGGACCUGGACAGGAGCUCUCUGCCACGUCCUCUGAGCAGCCGCAGCUUCCCCCGGAGCUUGGACGACUCUGAGGAGGAUGAGGAUGAGGACAGCGGGCACAGCUCCAGGAGGAGGGGCAGCAGCUCUAGUGGGGUUUCCUAUGAAGAGUUCCAAGUGCUGAUGAGGCGGGUGGAUCGCAUGGAGCAUUCCAUCGGCAGCAUCGUCUCCAAGAUCGAUGCUGUCAUCGUGAAGCUGGAAGCCAUGGAGAGGGCCAAGCUGAAAAGGAGAGAUGUCUUGGGAAGGCUGUUAGAUGGAGUGACAGAGGAUGAGAGGCUGGGCCGGGACAGCGAGGCGCACCGGGAGCAGAUGGAGCGGCUGGUGCGGGAGGAGCUGGAGCGCUGGGAGUCGGACGACACGGCCUCGCAGAUGAGCCACCGGCUGGGAACGCCCCUGGGGCUGGGCGGGCAGCCCCGCUCCAGGAGCUCCAGGCCGCCCUCCUCCCAGUCCGAUGGCCUGGAUGCAGCAGCAGCAAACGGGGGCAGCAACGUCCAUGGGUAGUUUGUAGGGGGGGAUUCCAGACGUUUCGGGUCUGGAUUGGAGAAGAUGAAGAACUGGACGCUGCACGUUUCGGUAUGAAGCAAGCAAAUGCCACUUUAUUGCUCUCUUCUAAGCCUAAUAUACAAUUUCUCUCCCCCUGCACGUGUCACACAACUUAUCAUCGGCAGAGGCCUUCUUGCACGAGGCAAACAUUUUUUUGUUAGACUUGUCUACUUUUCACGGGCUUCAGAGUUCCUUGGCAUGCCCCUAUCACCUUAAGCUUGUCUCACCCCUUGUUUUCUUGUUAGGCUGCAGCUGUUCUUCUUCUUAUCUCUUUUUCAAGGGCAAACCUACAGGCCUGGCUCAGGCUCAUAAAAGCAUUCAUAUCCCUUUCCUGGCUUGUUCAUUACAUAUCUGUAUCACUACAUUGUUCACUACAUGUCCGUUUUUCCCUCAAAACAUUCCCAUAAGUAUUCAGCCAGCAAAUCCCUCAGUGUGAUGGGAUCAUUCUGAUCUGACCACUGGGGACAUCUUUCACUGGUAGGGAAAAAAGUCAAUAUUCACUCCAGAAAUCAUUUUCAGGCCUUUGUAAGCCAUGUGUAAUGCCACCAGUGAGAGUGUCACCCUUAGAAACUGAAAUGCAGGAAACUGAAUGGAAAUCAGGUGGGACAAAAUCCACCAGGACAGAAAUCUGAUUCUGUAAAAAUGUCAUUGGGAGCACUUGCACGAGGGCAGCAAGCUUCAGACAAAAUAGUGUGCAGUGGCUGGUACACUAAAAGGCUAUUAAUUUUCUGUUUUGUUUUGGAAAGUGCAACUUUUAAAGGCAUUUAAAAGCAAAUUGUUAAAUAAUGUUGUAUCAGACUGUCUUAUUCAUUUUAACAGCUGUCAGAUAAAACAGCACUUUUUAAAAAAUUAUGAGUUUCUACUUGUCCUUCUGAGUUUUCUUGGUAUACUAUUGUUUUACUUAAUUUAAAAUAUUCUUUUUUUUUCCUGUUUUGAGAGGUACAUUUCUUUAAGCAGAUGAAAGUGCACUUAGUUUGUACAACUGUAAAUUACAUCAUUCUCUGGUAGAAACUGAAUGCAUUAAAAUCAUCA